This is a messenger RNA of Iphiclides podalirius (scarce swallowtail), 660 nucleotides long. The record is from the annotation of a GenBank genome assembly. Lineage: Eukaryota; Metazoa; Arthropoda; Insecta; Lepidoptera; Papilionidae.
AUGCAAGGCGUGUAUCUCCCACGGCUCCAACGUGCCGCGCGCUCCGGACCGCUAAACUUAGCCGCGGCUCCUGCUAACGCUAAAAAACGCCACACGGAUUUAGUGCGUUCGAAAAUACGCUUCGGAAGCGUUCGACGGGAGUUGCAGCAAACGUGGCCGGGUUGCCGGCGGCGGCACGCGCGCCUGCCGGAAGGUCAAGGUCCCCCGGGUCAAUGCUGGGCUGCAGGGGGCCGUGGGGUGGCGGGGGCCGCGUGGGCGUCGCCACGGCAACCAGCCCACGCCGCCCACGCGCCGAGCAGAAAUGUUGAAAAAAGUUUACAAAACCUGGAAAUUGCAAAUCCCUGGUCGUGUCUCUGCGAGGAAGGUGUAUUUUCCGACAUUUUCCUUUAUCCGCCACCGGCGAGGCGUUAUGGGGAAAAUCAAAAAGGGGUACAAGCGGGGCGGGGGCCAUCACGCGCGUUGAGCAAGCCGCCGCGCGCUGUCCCGUGUAAUGUCGUCACUGCACGGCCGAUGACGUCACGCAUCGCAGGGCACUUGCGUGCCGCUGUGGUGCGCCGAAGACCGCCACCCUCGGAACGUGCAGUAGACCGGAAUCCAUCUCGGCCCGCACCCGACCUCCUUCGUUUAUUAACACGUUGCCCUAAUACGUCAUCUGAAACG